AUGAUGUUCGACCUUGAUGAGGAGAUUGACCCGUUGGAAACGCCGGUCAAGGCGCCGAACCCCUUCAGGUUCUCCCCCGACCUGAUCGAGCGCCACGAGCGGUACCUGGCCUCGACCGACAACUUUGAGCACAAUGAGUCGCCGACCACGUUUCAGAAAUCCCUGGUCUUGAGCGCCACCUCAACGCUCGAGGUGCAGAUCACCGACUCCGAUGAGGACGAGUCGCCGAAUGCUGAGGCUCAACGAAAGCUGUGCCUGUGCGCCUCCCUCAACCCAGAAUUCAGCCAAGAGGCCGGACAGCGACUGCGGAAGGGGUCGUACAUCUCGUUCCCCUACCACACACAUCAGAUAACCGACGACUACAAGGUGUCCGCUGAGAUCAUCGGCAUCGGCGAGUCGGGCAAAGUGAUGGCCUGCUACAACCUCGUCGACGGCACCAAGUACGCCCUGAAGGUCCUUCGCGACUCCCCGAAGGCGAGGCGCGAGGUGGAGCUGCACUAUUUGACGUCAAGCCACGAAAACGUCGUCACGAUCCAUGACAUCUACGAGAACACGUUCGAUGGGUUGAAAUGUUUGCUGAUCGUCAUCGAGUUCUUGGAAGGAGGAGAUUUGCUGUCACAAUUCGAAGGCCAGGGGAGCAAGCCGUAUUCGGAGAAGAAAAUCGCCGAAAUCCUCCGUCAAAUCGGCAGCGCCGUCCAGUUCCUCCACGACAUGAACAUUGCGCAUCGGGACAUUAAGCUGGAGAACAUUUUGUGCAGCUCAACCGGCCCGGAUUGCGUCUACAAACUCGGUGACUACUGGUUCGCCAAGCGGCCGGAACGUAAUGUCCUGAUGGAGUCGCCGUGCUGUACGCCGUAUUAUGCG
Molecule: messenger RNA, 864 nt
Organism: Mesorhabditis spiculigera
Lineage: Eukaryota; Metazoa; Nematoda; Chromadorea; Rhabditida; Rhabditidae
Source: the annotation of a GenBank genome assembly